AUUGCUCUGUGCUUGCUUCGCGCCUCUCUUGAUGGCUCAAAGCCGGAGGGCCGAGGGGGUGAAGGAACGCCUCCCAAACUCCGUGGACAAUGAAGUGGACGGCAGUCGCAGUAGCUCUAGUGUGUAUCGUGGAAGGCAACCGACUGAAGACAGUACGACCCUCACCAUGGGCUGAGUCCAGCGGUCCUUUGGUGAAGGGCAUUUGGAAAGACUCGCAAGCAGGUAAUGGCACAGCCGGAAACGCAUGUAGCCCAAAGUGCCUUUGGAAAUGUCUUGGCACGGCGAGCUGUCAGGAGGUGUGUGAGCCUGUCUGUGCACCUCCAAAGUGUCAGACAAGCUGCCGACCAGUCAAUCCUGGCAAGUGUGUGCAGAAAUGCGAAGCCCCGCGUUGUGCGGUGAUCUGCCCGGAGAAGCACUGCGAGAACGGUGAGAAUUGUGGGCAGUGCAAGACAGUUUGUGGAGAGCCAGUCUGUCAUGUGGACUGCCAGCAGGAUUGCCAAACCGACUGUGCUGAUCCAAUGUGCGAGUGGAAGUGCAAGCCAACGGAGCAAUGCCCACAGCCGAAAUGUGAGCUGCGCUGUGGUAUGCCACCGGACUGCCAGUCCCACGCCGGGGCAUGGCAAGGCGAAGGUGUGCUGAAGGUUCCAGUGGGUGCCACUGUGGUGGCCAGAGGACUUGCCAGUUUGGAUCCUCAAGCUUUCGAGGCGGUGGCAGCACCCGCGCCUGCAACUGCUCCCGUCCUUUCACCAGCAGCCGCGUGAGACAAAUGAUCGCACAGACUGUAAAA
Cladocopium goreaui is the source of this 787-nucleotide messenger RNA. Lineage: Eukaryota; Dinophyceae; Suessiales; Symbiodiniaceae. The record is from the annotation of a GenBank genome assembly.